Suricata suricatta (meerkat) is the source of this 1897-nucleotide messenger RNA. It is a transcript of the gene ZBTB8A, whose product is annotated as zinc finger and BTB domain containing 8A. Lineage: Eukaryota; Metazoa; Chordata; Mammalia; Carnivora; Herpestidae. The transcript has 5 exons. Gene Ontology annotation, biological process: regulation of transcription by RNA polymerase II. Bases 224 to 1549 code for a protein of 441 amino acids. Gene Ontology annotation, molecular function: DNA-binding transcription factor activity, RNA polymerase II-specific; protein binding; RNA polymerase II cis-regulatory region sequence-specific DNA binding. The record is from RefSeq and is a predicted model, not a curated record.
GGGGCUACUUGUUUUAGGGCGCAAAGGAGCGGCUUCGAAAGUGGGUAUUUCCCCUGCCGAGAACCGGGAAUCCUCCCCGAGCCCGCGCGCGCGACCCGCCGGUGCGCCGCGGCCCGCGGACAAACCUUCAUAUACAGAGUGUGUUUGACUUGGAAUCUUCCCUUUUUUACUCCACUCAAUUGACUUAGCAGGGUUUCAAGAGCAGCGUUCAUAAAUUUGCAGCAUGGAGAUCUCCUCUCACCAGUCCCAUCUCCUGCAACAACUGAACGAGCAGCGCAGGCAAGAUGUCUUUUGUGAUUGCAGCAUUCUGGUUGAAGGGAAGGUCUUCAAAGCGCAUCGAAAUGUAUUAUUUGCCAGCAGUGGCUACUUCAAAAUGCUCCUUUCUCAGAACUCCAAGGAGACCAGUCAGCCCACCACAGCUACGUUUCAGGCUUUCUCCCCCGACACUUUCACGGUUAUCCUGGACUUCGUCUAUUCCGGCAAACUCUCUCUUACUGGUCAGAACGUCAUAGAAGUGAUGUCAGCUGCUAGCUUCCUUCAGAUGACUGAUGUCAUCAGCGUAUGUAAGACCUUUAUUAAAUCUUCUCUAGACAUUAGCGAGAAGGAAAAAGAUCGAUAUUUCAGUCUCUCCGAUAAAGAUGCCAAUUCUAACGGUAUAGAACGUUCCUCCUUUUACAGUGGCGGCUGGCAAGAAGAAAGCGGAUCCCCACAUUCUCACCUGAGCCCAGAUCAGGGAACAGGUAUAAUAAGCGGAAAGUCUUGGAGUAAGUAUAAUUACCAUCCAGCCUCCCAAAGGAGCACCCAGCAACCUUUGGCCAAGCAUGAACAAAGGAAGGACUCCAUGAAAAAGUCCAAACAUUGGAGGCUGUCCCAGCCUUCUGAAGUGGCUCAUUAUAAGUCGAGCAAACGAGAAGCUCAGACAUCGGAUUCUCCCGGCCAUGUGUCCCAGUUGGAGGAACAAGCACAGGUUGAUGCAGACGUGGCCUCUCCUCCCGUCGGCUAUCCCUACGGUCCAGGGUCCGAUGUCACAUCCAGAAGCUUUUCAGAUGAUCUGCCCAGGAUGCGGUUCAAGUGCCCAUACUGCACACACGUGGUGAAGCGGAAAGCGGACCUCAAACGCCACCUUCGCUGCCACACAGGAGAGAGGCCCUAUCCGUGUCAGGCUUGUGGGAAAAGAUUUAGUAGGUUGGACCAUCUAAGUAGCCAUUUCCGAACAAUUCACCAGGCCUGCAAACUAAUCUGCAGAAAAUGCAAACGCCACGUGACGGAUCUCACAGGGCAAGUGGUCCAGGAAGGAACCAGGCGCUACAGACUGUGUAACGAGUGCCUUGCUGAGGUCGGCAUAGACAGCCUCCCCAUCGAUCUGGAAGCUGAGCAGCAUCUUAUGUCCCCAUCAGAUGGAGACAAGGAUUCCAGAUGGCACUUGAGUGAAGAUGAGAACAGAUCAUACGUGGAGAUUGUAGAGGAUGGGUCUGCCGAUCUGGUCAUACAACAGGUCGAUGACAGCGAAGAAGAAGAAGAAAAGGAAAUAAAGCCCAACAUUAGGUAGCUGACGUGUGAACCCACAGAGCUGGCAUGUAUGCAACUCACACUGACUUCCUGUGUCUCUUCCCACGGUCAGAGUCUGGUUAACAAAUGUAUCAGACUGACGUAAAAGUAAUGACCUAAUAUAACUUGCAUGCUGUCCAAACAGGUCAUUGUAUCCAUUCUGAACUUUGUUGCCCUAAAAUUUGUUGCUGCACGGGAAAGAAAGAGCUUGAGUUGGCAUGAUGGAUGAACAGUUAAUCUUCUUACCUUAAUUACAGAGAUACCUUUUUCUUUUCCCUUUUAAUACUGGAAGAUCUACUUAGCAAACUUUUCUCAAAGAAAAUAUUUUAAAUAAAUUUACCACAACUCA